AAUGGAGAGGCCUCAAACCGGGCCAAAGUCCGGACAUUGGCCCGCGGGUGGGGACGAAAUUUCUUUCCGAGAAACGUAGCAGGAGACCGGAGUAUAUUGAAACUGUAACGGUGAUUAGUGAAGUACAAGUGAUUAAUUUCAUCCCACAGCAUGUCGGCGCCGGAUGACCACCCAGAGAAUCAUCAGCACGCAUCAGCAAAUUCAUACCAAAACCUAGAAGAAGAUCAUCUUGGUGUAACAGGAAACAGCUGUGGUGGGAAUACCGAAAUGAAUACUGAGAUGGGGUGGUAUAUUCUUGGUGAAGCUCAGGAACACAUUGGCCCUUAUGCUUUAUCCGAAUUGCGUGAACACUUUCUGAACGGGUACCUCACUGAAAGUACGCUGCUGUGGUCUGAAGGAAGGAGUGAUUGGCAGGCUUUGUCUUCAAUUCCUGAGUUGAUGAGUCAAAUAUAUGAUGAUAUGGUGCCUCCCCACGAUGAUGAUGAGUUUGAAAAAUGGCAAAAGGAAGUGAGAGAGGCAGAAGCUGAGGCAGAAUUUAUGAAGCCUCUUGUUGGCAAUGACGAUCAGGACAGGCCUUCAACGCCGCCGGAGGGCGAGGAGGAAUUUACCGAUGAUGAUGGAACGACAUACAAGUGGGAUCGGGGUCUGAGAGCUUGGGUCCCUCAGGGUAACACAAUAACAAAUAGUGAACACUAUGGGGCAGAAGAGAUGACGUUUCUAGAAGAAGAGGAAGUCUUUCCAACAGUAGAGGCCGUUGGUGCCGCUGUAACAGAAGAGGUUAAUGAUACCAGUGAAGUUUUGGAAACAAAUCAGAACACCAAGAGAAAGUUGCCUGAUAAACCUGUUGAAAAGAAGGAAGCUAACAAACCUCCCGACAGUUGGUUUGAAUUAAAAGUAAACACACAUGUUUAUAUUACUGGACUGCCUGAUGACGUUUCUUUUGACGAGGUUGUGGAAGUCUUUUCCAAGUGCGGGAUAAUAAAAGAGGACCCUGAAACCAAAAAGCCUCGUGUGAAGAUCUAUGUUGACAAAGAAACAGGAAGAAAGAAGGGGGAUGCCCUUGUAUCGUAUCUCAAGGAACCCUCAGUUGCUCUGGCUGUCCAACUUUUGGACGGUGCACCUCUUCGGCCUGGUGGCAAAAUUCCCAUGUCAGUAACUCAAGCUAAAUUUGAGCAGAAAGGGGAGAGAUUUAUAGCUAAGCAAGCAGACAAGAAAAAGAAGAAGAAACUUCAGAAGGUUGAACAUAAGAUGCUGGGCUGGGGUGGUCGUGAUGAUGCAAAGGUGUCGAUUCCAGCUACUGUUGUUCUUCGUAAUAUGUUCUCUCCUGCAGAAAUGAGGGCCGAUGAGAAUCUUUCUUCUGAAUUAGAGGCUGAUGUUCAAGAGGAAUCUCUGAAGCUUGGACCAGUGGAAUCAGUAAAGGUCUGCGAGAAUCACCCUCAGGGUGUUGUUUUGGUAAAAUUCAAGGAUAGGAAAGAUGCUCUAAACUGCAUAGAAUUGAUGAAUGGGCGAUGGUUUGGUGGCAGGCAGAUACAUGCUAGCGAAGAUGAUGGAUCUGUGAACCAUGCUAAAGUCCGGGAUUUAGGAGAGGAUGCUAAACAAUUGGAGAAGUUUGGAGCUGAACUUGAAGCUGAAUGAGUUGAAUUUACGCUUCAUCCUUAGAGUUUAUGUCAUAAAUCUUCAUCCCCUUUAUGUAAUGUAGAUUACAAACCCUCCUUUGUAGAUGACUAAUGCUGUAAAUUUGCCCUUUCCCACGCAGCCUAAUAUUUCCCAGUUUUGAUCUCCGGUUUAUUAGUUUCGAUAUGAUGCUUCUCAUAAUGAAAAGGCGUCAAACUGGUCA
Rhododendron vialii is the source of this 1837-nucleotide messenger RNA. RefSeq lists its product as uncharacterized. Lineage: Eukaryota; Viridiplantae; Streptophyta; Magnoliopsida; Ericales; Ericaceae. Gene Ontology annotation, cellular component: U2-type spliceosomal complex; U2 snRNP. The record is from RefSeq and is a predicted model, not a curated record. The coding region runs from base 151 to 1635 and encodes 494 amino acids. The transcript is spliced from 14 exons. Gene Ontology annotation, biological process: mRNA splicing, via spliceosome. Gene Ontology annotation, molecular function: RNA binding.